UUCACUUCAACAAAGAGCCAGGAAUCCAAAAAAGUUGAUAAAUCAUAUCAAAAAACCCGAAAUUUCGACGAUACAAAGCGACUUAUUCCCCGAAUUCUUUCGAAAACCUCACGUUGCAACUACUUUUGUGAUAUUGCUUACGGGAUUUUUGUGAAACAUGCCUAGAGGAAAAUACGUCAAUCACAAGGGACGCAAUCGUCACUUUACCGAUGUCGAAGAGCUCGAGCAGGAACGGAAAAAGGCUGAACAGAAAAAGUGGCGCAAGCAACAAGGCGAAGACGAUGAGGAAGAAAGUUCCAGCGAGGAAGAAGAAGCUUCCGAAAAGUCCGAAGAAAGUGGAUCUGAAGAAGAAUCUGAAUCAGAAGACGAUGGCAAGGCGAAAGGACCUCAGGGCGUCAUUGAAAUCGAAAAUCCGAAUCGUGUGCAAAAGAAAGCUGCCAACAAGGUGACACAAAUCUCUCUGGACAGUGCAAGCGGGAGCAAGAAACCCGAACUUUCGCGACGAGAACGCGAAGAGCUCGAGAAGCAACGGGCACAAGCCAAUUAUCAAAAGUUGCAUGCGCAGGGCAAAACUGAACAGGCGCGAGCUGACUUGGCACGCUUAGCAAUUAUCAAGCAACAUCGAGCGGAGGCAGCUGCUAGACGUGAAGCGGAGAAAAAAGAAAAGGAAAAGAAAGCUCUUGAAAAACGAUAGUGAGAGCUCUCUCUUUGUGUAUCUUCCGAAACAAAAACUCGUUUUACGCAAAAAUUUAAGAAGUAGAAGCGAUUUCCCGUGUUUAUUUUUGAUUUUCUAUGAAACUCCCGUCGAAAUGUGCGAUUUUAUUUGAUUUUGUUCUACUUAAUGAAUCAAAACCUUUGAAUAUUAGUUAAAAUUAAAUAAUAUUGACAGAGAUAAAUAUUUCAGAA
This is a messenger RNA of Culicoides brevitarsis, 906 nucleotides long. RefSeq names its product 28 kDa heat- and acid-stable phosphoprotein-like. Lineage: Eukaryota; Metazoa; Arthropoda; Insecta; Diptera; Ceratopogonidae. The transcript has 4 exons. The coding region runs from base 158 to 694 and encodes 178 amino acids. Gene Ontology annotation, cellular component: cytosol. Gene Ontology annotation, molecular function: RNA binding. The record is from RefSeq and is a predicted model, not a curated record.